Messenger RNA from Homarus americanus (American lobster), 7682 nucleotides. RefSeq names its product wings apart-like protein homolog (gene wapl). The record is from RefSeq and is a predicted model, not a curated record. Bases 397 to 3939 code for a protein of 1180 amino acids. Gene Ontology annotation, biological process: regulation of chromosome condensation. NCBI's taxonomy places the organism in Eukaryota, Metazoa, Arthropoda, Malacostraca, Decapoda, Nephropidae. The transcript is spliced from 13 exons.
AUGCUCACAAUAACCAGUGUAAUACGAGAAACUCUUAGAAAGGAGACUUGCAGGAAGAAAUUAUCUGGGUCGUCGUCCCAGCUUGGCUCAAACUGCAAAAUUUUACCGCGUUGUUCUCAGAUUGUCCCAACACACGGCAGUAAUACCCACGGUAAUGGCUGCUGGGGCUAACUACUGCCCUCACGCACCUCAAACACCUCCAUAAAGCAGUUGUUAAGGCGAGGGAACAGAGAGAGUAGAUAAUUACUAUGGUAGAUUGUUUACCUCGGGGCCACAAAUGUCAAAACUACGAGGCGGCGACACAGAGCCUUUUAACUACUGUGUGAGGCUCCCUUAUGCUGUGUGAGGCUCCCUAAUACUGUGUGAGGCUCCCUACUACUGAGAGCAUCCAUCAAGAUGAGUGGCAGAUACAGCAGAACAUACAGUCGUAAAAAAGCUGCCCCGCCGCCUAUAAGUCAGUUUGACAAGUUGGUGACCGAGCCGGGCAGCAGCAGCAGUACCAAGCCAUCGGCCACCAAGACAGCCGGCCACGUGGGCAAAUGGGGGAUUACAUCAUUUACGUCGCUACGAAGCAUCAAUGGUGGACUUGGCAAAGAUGACAGUGGUAAACGAUAUCUUGAGGAGUCACCACCAUCAAGUAUUGGGGACGAUGCCUACAGUUUUGACAGUGGAAACCCUGCCAAUGGGGCUUCACUUCAGGUCAGACCUCCAAUUAAAACCUUCAGUAAACCUCGAAAAUUUUUCAAGAGUAGGCAUACUGAGCUGGUAUCGGAGCCUUCCAAGCCCCUGGUGGAUAAAGCCCGGGGAAAGGUGAGCGACGGUCUGUACGGCAUGAAAAUUCCUCCUCUGUCAUCUUUUGAGACGCCAGACUCAAGCCAAGGGACAGUAAAGAGUGGCCUUGAAGUGAGUGGGGACAGUGUGUUUGAUAAGCUUGUGACGAGUGCUAUAACCAAACCAAACAAUUCUGAAACAGUUACCAGUUCAAAGUCUAGUAGUGGAAUCAAGUUAAAGAUUUUCAAGAGCAGAAAUGUUGCCUCGUGUUCUCAGGAUACUUACUCGAGCACGGUCGAAUUGCCCAGUGACGAUUCCCACCCCGGCAGCGCCUCUACCAGUGUCGCCAGUUCUCCAUCCACAAAAGACUUGAGUGAGGAAAACAGAGACUCUUCGGAGGAGGUUGCACCCUCCGCCUCCCCACUACCCGAGUACAAAGAUUCACAGGCCACUCCGUCGAGAGAUGCUAAUUACCACUCUCCAGAUAGACUGGACUCUCCGAACGGGACAUUAAACACGGCCGUGGAUUCUAGUUACGAGUUCGGUGGCCUCAUGGACCAGAGAACUGGCCUGCCUGUAGAUAUGUGUAUUGAUGAUAGUUUUAGUUUUUCAGGGAACAAAUCAAACAGUGAGCCGCCUCAGUGUGGUGUCAAAAGAUCUUAUGGUUCCAAAUUCUCAAAAUCAGGUGAAUUGAACAAAUAUAUCAGUAAAAAUAUGGUAUCGUCUUCAUCUGACAUUGAUACGCGGCAAAAUGUGUUAAGUGAGGAAGUUUGUGAAGGUCCUUUGGCAGAUGAUUUUGAUAUAUUUGGUAUGAGCUCAAGUGACUUUGGGGAACCUCAGAAAACACCGCCAGUUGGGGGAGGCGUGAGUCCCGAGGUGUCGUCUGGCGUUGGGGACGGAGAGAGUGACACCUUUGACCUGUUCAGUACGGACUUUGACGAAAAUGAAAUUGAAGACCGUACCAGCCUGGACUGUGCCGCUCCCAGUGGCCUGGCAAUCAAAGACUCAACUGCUAUGGCUGACACGCAGGAAAUGGAGGAUUUGCUGUUCUCAACUCAGGGUUCUCUUAUAUCUUCACAGACAUCCACCACUUCCUCCUAUGAGUCCUAUAAGCCAGGUCACUCUACAAAGUCAGAGAGUGAAGGUGUAAAAAAAACAGAGCAGCCUCCUCUGGUCAAAAAGAGAAGUAUCUUUAAGAGCAGAGACGCCGACCGGGACGCCAAAAAACGUGCGACGUACCGACACAAGUGGCACGACCAAGAAGACAAGGAGGACGGUUCUAAACAGACUCUGCCGGCUUUGCCGACCAGUCAGAGCACAUCGUCGGCUACCUCAGCCUUCGACGAGUUUGACUUUGAAACGCCGGCGUCUUUGAAAAGAGUUCACACCUGGCCUGGAACAUCCACAGGAGAUUUGGAUGACUCAACAGAAGCGCAGUCAGUGACAAGUGUCAAGUGUGCCAAGGGAGCGAAACAGUUUUAUACAGUGGUGAAGAACGUUAAAAAGACCCACCAGCUCCAGGAGUCAGGAGAGUUCCAAGAAUUUAACGACGACGUGGAGUAUUUUUUGGAUGCCUUACGACCCUCCAUGCCAGUAUCCACCCGGUGUUUGGCCGCCCUCAACCUUGCUCAGAAGUGCAUGGUGCCCGCCUUCAGGAUGCAUCUACGGGCUCAUGGUACGGUCAUCAAGUUCUUCAGCGCCCUGUCUGAUGCUCACUCUGAUCAUAGACUGGCAAUCUGUGCGGCAACAGUCAUGUUCACGCUCAGUCAAGACCGCCUUAAUAUGGAUUUGGAUCGUGACUCUCUCGAGUUGAUGCUAAACCUUCUUGACACUGAUGCUGACACUUCAGACGUUGUCGCCUCGGUCGAUGUCGCCUUUGUCACCCAGAAUAAGAAAAAGAUUCGGGAACUAUGCCGAGACAUGCAGAAGAAAGGCCAUGCAAAGCACCUCAACCUUGACAACAUCAAUGCGGGUAACCUAGCCAUGGAGACUCUCCUCAGUCUAACUUCAAAACGUGCAGGAGAAUGGUUUAAGGAGGAGCUUCGAGAGCUUGGGGGAGUGGAACACCUGGUACGCACCAUCACCCACUGCACGCAGCUUUUCUCCCCAGACUUGGACACUUGGACCCAUCCGCUGCUGGAGAAGUUGUCUAAGGUCGACCGCUGCCUCAAAGUCUUAGAAAAUGUAACACACCAAAACACAGCCAAUCAGGAGUACCUCCUGAAAUUCCAGGGCGGCAUUUUCCCUGAGAAGCUGGUAAGUCUGUACCGACUGUGCCACGUAGAAGUGCCCCUAUAUCCUGCCAGUGAGGCUCAGAACCAGAAGACAACUGUUGGGGGAGGGUCAACAGGCCAGCUACUAGUGCAGGCUCUCCUUACCACUAUUAAAGUUCUCAUCAACCUCACACACAACGCUGGCAAAGAAGCUCUAGGUAGUAAAAUAUUGGGUCAUCAGCAGGAAGUGUAUGACAUCACUCUCUAUUGCCUUCUCAUCAUGCCAAGAUAUUUAGCACCUGAGAAGAAAUUUGAGUUGCUGAUCUUAGCAUGCUGUUUACUUCUCAAUUUGGUGGAACACAGUAAAACAAAUCGUAAUUUUCUCAUGAAAACAAAUGCACCGGAUUUUCUGAACAAUGAUGACAACAACAUAUUUGGUGGCAUGAGUGAAAAGAAGGGCGCCAUGCAGGCCUUGAUAGAGCUGUUCUACCGUAGUGAGGAAAGUGCACGGCAGCAGGAGGCACACACCAAUGAGAUCAUCGACCAUGACCUCACGGAGCAGAGCAAACAGAAAGAAGACGAGAAAAAGGAAGACGAAAUUGAGGAAACUGUUGCUAAAUUGUUACAAAAAGCUGGUCACCACAUGGAAGACACGCUCAUAGCUGCCUACACUGCCCUACUAACUGGAUACUGCAUAAUGGAAGAUGAGGAAUGUGAAGCACAAAUUCGUGCUAUGCUUCCAAAGUCCAACUUCAGCUUGAUGGUGGCGGUGCUGAAGAAGUUCCUCCGCUUCAUGGACCUGACAGCUUCUACAAGUCUCCUGCGGAGCCUGAAGCCCACAGAGCGUGUUGUAAAGUACAUGGAAAAACUGGAUUCCAGCGGAGAAGAGGAAGCAGAAAAUGAAAAGAAAAAGCAAGAAGCCAAAGAAAUGGAAUUUGAUGCUUUUGGUUUUUAAGGCCGAGAGCAAAUGCCUCUCACUAAUCCUCAAUUUAUGCUCACAGCAAAUUUAAAUUUCCUAUUAUUUAUGAAAACCUCGAAAUUUAGGUUUGGUCUUAGGCAUUGUGACUUAAAAAAAAAUCUAACUGUUGGGGCUGUUUGGGAAAAUGGUGAAACUAAAAUUUCCAAUGGCUAACAGGUUCAUUAUGCCAGAUAAGAAUAAAGUAUAACUUAAUGCUGGCACAGAACAGCCUUGCCUGGUCUAAGAUAAGCAGACACUAGACCAGUUCUUCCUCUUCCUGGAAUGUUUGUCUGUGGCGCCAAGAGUACAAUUUGCAUUUUUCUCCCGUGCAUCUGAUGGUAGCUUAGGGUAGUUAGUGCAAUACACUGCAGUAUCCUUAACUCUGCCAUUCACUCUUUACUGGCCAACCAAAACCAAAGAUAGCUGCACCUGAACUGUCCUGUGAGGCUUUAUAAUAAUGGCAGGGGCAGAGUUUUGUUAGAAGAGGUCCUGUGAGAAGGGAUGUCAAUCCUGGAGCGGAGAGAUGUGUAGCUGAUAGUGUUACUCUAGUGUGUAGUAAAAUAGUGUCUUUUACAGUUUUAAAUUUGAAAUCCUGAAGAAUGACAGAGACUAUUUUUUUGCCAAACAGAAUUUUCUGUACGUGUCACAUGCAACGGUGACUUGGUUCCUUAGGGCGAGAUGGCGCUUGAACGGUCGGCAUGCCAAACUUGUGCUGCUACAAACAUGAAUAUUCAGAACAUUUUCUAGAAGAGUAUUGCAAUGCAUAUUUUGAUAUACAGUACUUGCAUGAUAAAACUAUGUCAAGGGAAAGACAUAAUGGUUAAAUAGUAAUAGUAGCAGUGUGCUGUGAGCAUACCCGACAACAUGUGUCCUCUCCAAUAAGGGUCCAAGGAAUGUAUGUUUUAUGAGUGCAUUGUUUUUUGCUUUAUAUAAGGAUUCUGUAUUUCUCAGCAUACGCAAGAGAAGUGAACUGUGAUGUGAAUGUCCAGAAGUACAGGAUCUUCGGGAAAAUUCUACCAGUGACCUGAUUUUUUUAGUGAUGGAAUGCAUUCAUGUCAAUAAGGGUUAUUUUAUUUCUACUUGUGUGAUAGUUGAGUAUGCAUGCUGUUAUCAUUGUCUCAUAUACAGUACAUUUCCACAAACCAUAUGACCUUGUUUUCUAUUUGCACCUGAUGUCUAUAUAUUAAAAGGUUCCCAAUGUGAACCAGUUAUUCCUUUUACUGUAUGUAGUAACCUCCCAGAGAUCUCAGAAUAUAAUAUUUUAUGUUGAUUAUUUCAUCUGUCUUUUUUUUAUAUUUUACCCUGUCAACACGUGAGAUGUGUAGCGUCGUAACCUGGUUCGACUACGACUUGUACCUUCACAAGAUGUACUGUUCACAUACUGUACAAGAGGCACCUUAUUUCACAUACCUUGUUCUUCUCUCACAUUUCUGUAAAUUCCUGAAAGUUUUCACAUGGAAAAUUAUAUUCUAUAUGCCAAAUUAUAUACUGAAAAUAAUAUAUUUAUGAUGAUUAACUUUGAACACACAGUUGGACACAAAUAACGAGAAUAAUGUACACGAAUUAUGUAUAUUAUUAAAAUAGCAAAAUACAUCUUGGUAUUUGUAAAUGAACGGUUUACCAAGUCUCUAUAAGACGUUGUGUGCGGGUAAUAAAAACACUUUUGAGAGUAGAUUUUGUCUCGAGUGUUGAUUUUAUUUUGACCAUUCAUCUGACUUACCACCUGUAAUAUUUCCUCAAGUAACAAUAAAAACUGCCAGAAAGGUUUAUAAACUCAGAUCAGGUCCUGUGAUGGCUGGAUCUUGAUUUGCUAAAUAAAAAAUUUACAUGAUUUUAGGAUGUGAAUAAUGUAAAAAGAGUAAUUUAUCUCAAGUGUUACCACAGGCAUGAGGUCUCUGAUACACACGGCAUAUAUGUAGAGUUAAAGAAAGUGUUCCAAUGACAAUUGAUGUGGCAUUUAUGUUGGUACAUUUUGCUGGAAAUAUUGGUUACAUUUGGUUUCUGAAUGACAGGUGUAGCAAGGAUCACAAUAAUAUGCAGAAGUAAGAGGGCUUUUAAAGCAUUGGCAAAUAUUUUUAUGUAUAAAAAGAAAACUACAUCUGGUUUUUGAAGUCUCUGUUCAGUGUAUAUAUUGAAGAACAGUGAAAUGCAUGCUAUAGUAGCACGUUCUAGAACCUGACUUAAAAAAAAUAAUUGCCAGGUAUGGUUUAUCAACAAUAAAUUGAGUCUUCUACAAGCACCACUACACAAACAGUAGGACUUCACUUUAUCGUUUAGUUAAAAUUCAAACCUGAUUCUCAAUCCACAUUUCGGGUAAAUCCCAGCAUUGUGUUGUUGUUCACACAGCAAAAUUGGUAAUACAAAAUUAAUAAUGAUAUGUGUAGUAAGAAUAUUUCAGGCAGUUGUGUGGUACACUAGAGUCAGGCUGGUGUUGACUUGUCACAUCUAAAAGUGAUGUCUAGAUCCCAAAGCUUUUUGUUGUGUAAUGUUUAGUUGGUGAAGAUGGUUCAUGGCAACACCAAACUUAAUCUUAUUCACAGUUUCUAUUUCCUCAGCCGCAUCAAGUGUUAUAUAUUACUCAAGUCGAGUCAUUGUGUCUGUUUCGGACAUUUAAGGUAGGGGGAGUUAAAUACAGUACUGUACUGUGCAGGUCUUUUGUAUGUACAGUACAGUACCAGGAAACUAGACAAGACUGGCGAAAUUUUACAGUAUUUACCAUUGAUACAGUCAAGACCAUGAAUCAGGCCAUUUGUAAUAGUUUCUGGUUGGUUAACCUGGGGCUAACCUUCAGGUGAGCACUUGGGGCUAACCUUCAGGUGAGCACUUGGAGGCUAACCUUCAGGUGAUAAGAUAGAUGAUGUGUUUUGUGAUGUAGGUGUGGACAACAUGACUGGUAUUAUUGUGGUCCAAACACCUGAAAUGUGAAAGUGAAGUAAUUCAAGAGGAAAGAUCUUGAAAUUCAUGUUUAAGGAGACAACUUACAUGUACAGUUACAGGUGCGGACAAUAGUUCUGUCUCGUCUCCUGCUGCUCCACGAACCCCGAGAUUCAGACUCAUGAACCCGAAGCAAUAGACACCGAAGCGUUAUUCUGUCCAUAAAUGCUUCGGGUUCAAGAGUCUGAAUCUCUGGGUUCAUGGAGCAGCAGGAGACAGUGCAGUACUGUACAACCAAUUUGAAAUUUUGUAUCAACGUUUUCUCUCUACAGUAUUGUGGAAAUAAAAGAUAAAAGUAAUAUUCAACAAAAAAGAACUGUAGUUUGUAUGGCUCAAAUAUGUGAUUUUAUCUAUAAUUUCCACAAUGGAAAUACAGAACUGUGAUAUUAAACUUCAUAUUGUGUAUACAAGUAAUACUGUAGUUGUAUCUGGACCUCUGAGUGGGAGAUACAUGCUGUGUAUGACCUUUGACCAGUAGUUAACAUUGUUGCAUUUAAAAAUAAUGUACACUGUACUUUGAAAUAGAAUUUCAGUAUUUAAAGUGCAGUAAUGUGAAGUUUACUAUUCAUACAAGACACACUCUUGGGUUGCAGAGAAAGUGGAUAUAAUAAUAAGUGUGAUAUUACAUAUGAAUUACAUAACUGGCUCACUAAUAUUAAUUUGUGAAAAUUUGUAUUCUCUGGCAUUCUGCAAAUUGCUCAAUAUGAAUUUGUUUAUUCCUGGAAUUACAGUUUGUAUUACAAUAUAAAAUUAACCAACUGCAGUAUUCAGUUGUAAUUAUACAUUUUUUCAUCCUGUUGAGUUUA